Salvia miltiorrhiza (redroot sage) is the source of this 624-nucleotide messenger RNA. RefSeq names its product probable plastid-lipid-associated protein 13, chloroplastic. Lineage: Eukaryota; Viridiplantae; Streptophyta; Magnoliopsida; Lamiales; Lamiaceae. The record is from RefSeq and is a predicted model, not a curated record.
AUGGCUUGUAUGUAUGAAAUAACUGGUAUCCGCUCCUUAUACUAUCUCGUGAAAACUUUAAAGCGUCUAUUCCUGGAGCUAACCAGUCCAUUCUUAAGGUUACAUCUACGUUCCCAUAUUGGUAUAACAUCAAGUAUUCGCUACCACCUAAGUGAUCCUGCAUUCGAUUACAGGAGGUUCCCAUCGGAGCUGGCAAAUUUGUCUAAACUAGAUGUGGUGAUCAAGGACUUGUAUGCAAAGAAUGCAGCAAGUUUGAAAUUUCUAAAUUCGAUAGAAAGCAAGUUGAUAAAUCUCAGCAAGUUAACUGUGGAGGGGCCACUUCGAAUGAAGCAGGAAUUCCUUGAAGGAUUGUUGGAGUCCCCAAAAGUUAACGAAGAAUCUAUUCCUCAGCAGCUAAGAGGUGCUUUUGCCCAGGCAACGAGCACUGCGCAACAGCUUCCUGUGUUUAUUAGGGAUGCUGUGUCCGGUGGAUUCAAGAUUCCUCUUGGAGGAUCUUUUGAGAGGUUUUUCAUGAUCUCGUAUCUUGAUGAUGAAAUCCUGAUAAUAAGGGAUGCUGGUGGAGUUCCUGAAGUCCUCACAAGAUUAGAUCCGGGGCCAUCGCAUUGGCCGAGGCCAAACGACUGA